Messenger RNA from Juglans regia (Persian walnut), 984 nucleotides. Its product is annotated as Golgi SNAP receptor complex member 1-1-like. Gene Ontology annotation, molecular function: SNAP receptor activity. Bases 104 to 781 code for a protein of 225 amino acids. Gene Ontology annotation, cellular component: Golgi membrane; SNARE complex; cis-Golgi network. The transcript has 5 exons. Gene Ontology annotation, biological process: vesicle fusion; endoplasmic reticulum to Golgi vesicle-mediated transport. The record is from RefSeq and is a predicted model, not a curated record. NCBI's taxonomy places the organism in Eukaryota, Viridiplantae, Streptophyta, Magnoliopsida, Fagales, Juglandaceae.
AAACAACCCCUUCAAGACCAAAUCCCUCCGGAGAAGAAAGAGGACGACGAAGAGGAACAGGAGUACAUUCCAGAAUUUUCCACAGAUAAGAGAAUUUGGAGGAAUGAUGGAUGUGCCGAGCUCAUGGGAUGCCCUUCGCAAACAGGCUCGGAAGCUUGAAGCUCAGUUGGAUGAGCAAAUGAAUUCAUAUCGUAAAGCGGUUUCUACAAAGGUCCCUGCAAAAAAUGAUACUUCAGAGAACAAUCUUGAAUCUGGGAUAGAUCGACUGUUAAAACAGCUACAGCAAGUUAAUUCACAGAUGCAAGCUUGGGUAUCAUCAGGGGGAACAGAAAUGGUUUCUCACACGUUGACUAGGCACCAGGAGAUUCUGCAAGAUCUCACUCAGGAGUUUUAUCGUCUUCGCUCCAGCCUUAGAGCUAAGAAGGAACAUGCUUCACUUCUUGAGGAUUUUAGAGAGUUUGAUCGCACAAGAUUAGACUUGGAAGAGGGUGUUGGUUCUGGUGAGCAAGCACUCCUAAAAGAGCAUGCAUCUAUUAGCCGAAAUACAGGACAGGUGGAUACUGUGAUUUCGCAAGCUCAAGCAACACUUGGUGCACUCGUCAUCCAACGUUCCACUUUUGGUGGCAUCAAUUCAAAGCUCAGCAAUGUUAGCAGCCGCCUCCCAACGGUUAAUAGCAUACUCUCAGCAAUCAAGAGGAAAAAGUCUAUGGAUACCAUUAUACUUUCACUCGUUGCAUCCGUGUGCACAUUUCUCAUUUUUAUCUACUGGUUGAGCAAAUGAGGAUAAUAUUAGUGUUCUUUUUUCCUGGCCGGUGCUUGUGGUGAACAGUGUAUUCUUACAUUGAUACUCUUUUUUCUUCUGGUUGAGGGCAUCCUCUUCUGUUUUUGAGAUGGGGUUUUUGUUUUUUGGUGGGCAGUGCAUUAUAUUCUCUUUGUAUCUGUAACAAAUUGCAUUCUGCAGUGAAGUUCAUAAUUUCGUCACUA